Molecule: messenger RNA, 879 nt
Organism: Syzygium oleosum
Lineage: Eukaryota; Viridiplantae; Streptophyta; Magnoliopsida; Myrtales; Myrtaceae
Exons: 1
Coding region: 225-518 (97 amino acids)
Source: RefSeq, a predicted model, not a curated record
UCCACUAUAAAAAUCCUACCUUUAAGCCUUUCAGGACAUGCUAGAACAGCCCCCCCUUUAGAGAGAGAGAGAGAGAGAUUGUAAUAAAGAGAGUGCCCCCCCUUAAAAGGAGGCCAGAGGGUAUACAAAGAUGCGCUUUGCAUUUUAAAAGAGAAGGAAUCAAAGCUGCACACACUUCUCUAGAGAGAGAGAGAGAGAGAGAGAGAGGGAAGUUGGGAUUGGAGAUGUCGGGGAGGUGGUCGGUGACGUCGCUGCGGUGGCUGGACUUCUCGUUCCCGCUCCGAUCCUCCAUCUUCCGGUGGCCCCAGCUCGUGUCCUCCUACUUCACGGCCGCCCGCCGGGUCGGCGGCGGCGGCGAUGGCGGCGGGUGGGGCUUCCCCCGGUGGUGGCCGGCGGAGCUGGGGCUGGGGCUCUCGAUCCUGGACGACGUCGUGUGGAGCCUCGUGACGGUGUUCGAGUCCGUGGCCCUCGUCUCCAUGCUCUGCUUCUUCUUCCUCUUCUGCGGAUGCACCAUCUAGACCCCGCCGGGGGCGGCGAAUCCGGCGCCAGCGCCGGCGGCAGGCGGAGAUGACGAUGGCGGUCGGGACAGGGACAUGCGAGAUUUGGUCGGGGAUCGGUAGAUGAGCUGGAGCACGUGCGGCACGUGCGGUCUCUCUUUUUCGUUCUCUCUUGUUUUUUUUUUUUCCAUCCUUUUUGGAAUUAAUUUUGCCUUUUUUCCCCCCCUUUCUCCAUUUUCUCUUGUCAAAAGUUUUGGUUGCUUUGUCUCUGCUUUUCAAUAUUUUCUUUUUUUUUUUGCUCUUUUUUUUUUUCAUCCUCCUCCUCCUUGUAAUAUUCUUGGGUUCUCGUGAGAAAAUUCAAACCUUGGCUUUGAGUAUAUAA